AUGCCCGCGGCGGGUGGGGCUGAGCACUUGAAUAUCAAGGUCACCGAUGGCAACAAUGAAGUCUUCUUCAAGAUCAAGAGGAGCACAAAACUCGAAAAAUUGAUGAGGGCCUUCUGCGAGAGACAGGGCAAAGACAUGAAGACUGCGCGGUUCUUGUUUGAUGGAAACCGAGUCCAAGGGCACGACACGCCUGACACGCUCGAUAUGGCAGACGGAGACUCGAUUGAAGUUCAUCAAGAGCAGAUUGGUGGCUCUGCGUGA
Molecule: messenger RNA, 261 nt
Organism: Exophiala viscosa
Lineage: Eukaryota; Fungi; Ascomycota; Eurotiomycetes; Chaetothyriales; Herpotrichiellaceae
Product: ubiquitin family protein
Exons: 2
Coding region: 1-261 (86 amino acids)
Biological process (GO): protein sumoylation
Cellular component (GO): nucleus; septin ring
Molecular function (GO): protein tag activity; ubiquitin-like protein ligase binding
Source: RefSeq, a predicted model, not a curated record